AUGAGCGUCCAAAACACAACUUUUAAAGUCAGUAUCAAUGCAGCUGCAUCCGAUCUUUUUGUUCCUGUGGUGGGUAUAAACGAUUAUACAGGACAAACAAUCAAUAUUUCUCCGACAGGUCCAACACAGACGGUUUCAAUUAUAGAAAACGAUGUAAAUACAGGGUUUGGAUUUCAAGGAACAGUGUCCAUUCCAGGUACUCAAUUAAAUUCCUCAAACGCACCUAUAUUUGGAAUCAAAUCUCAAGAUACCAAUACUUUACCCAUCUACACCGCCAAUCAGGGAUACUUUGGAUUAGGUUAUCCCCAGGGAGCAAAAUACGUUGCGAAUCCACCAACAGUAGUUGAUGCUUUUAUUAGUUCUGGAAACAUGAUAAAAAAUGAGAUUGCUCUUCAAAUGUGCUCACCAGUAUUUUCAAGUCUCGCCUAUAUAGAUAUUGGCAACUCGCAGCCAUCUACAAAGUGCGGAUCAAAUGGAAUUCCAACCAUCUGGGCAUCUUCGCCAGAUAGAUCUAGUAUUUCUUUAAACGUAAAAGCUGUGACUGUAAAUUCAAAUCCUAUACCAUUUCCAGCUUCAUUCCAGAUGGGUACAGGCGCGGCUAAAUGGUCACAAAUCGAUACCAUCCAAAGCGUGAUUCUUCUUCCGUCAAGCAUGUUUUCUAUUUUUGUAAAUGCGCUAAUAGGAUCGGGCGGAUUGCCUCCUGAUCUUUUACAGUCUUCAAAUCUGUCUCCAUUUUUAUUUGGCGAAACAGUAUACAGACCUGCUUACACCAUUUUUUGGUACAACCUGCCUACAAUUUCGUUUGAUAUCGUAUCCAAUCAAAUUGGUCCAGAUGGCAUCAAUAACGCAACACUUCGAAUCACUUUGGGACCACACCAAUACAUUAUCAAAGAUGCUCAAGGCAACUUCUUUAUGGGGAUUUCUAUUGGUGACGAUUCAAAAGUGGUGUUUGGUCAAUCGUUUUUAUAUUCCUUGAAUGUCGUUUUAGAUCGCGCCAAUGGGUACAUUGGAUUUUCUCCUGGUUGUGCUUGCCAGACCAAUGUCGAUGGAUUCCCAAUAAUCCAACCACCAAAUGCUGGAUCGAUCCCAUCUGGAAUCGUAUCAUCUGGUAAUUCUACCACAACUACCAGUACAGCUUCUCAGACAGCCCAGUCAACACAAACAGCCGUUGUAAGUUCAGCAAGAAAAGCCGCUAUACCAUCUGGUCUUGGUUUAUCAUUCAUCUCUACUCUACUCGUCAGUAUUAUCCUAUUGGCCUAA
This is a messenger RNA of Batrachochytrium dendrobatidis JAM81, 1260 nucleotides long. RefSeq lists its product as uncharacterized. Gene Ontology annotation, molecular function: aspartic-type endopeptidase activity. The transcript is spliced from 5 exons. The record is from RefSeq and is a predicted model, not a curated record. Lineage: Eukaryota; Fungi; Chytridiomycota; Chytridiomycetes; Rhizophydiales. Gene Ontology annotation, biological process: proteolysis. Bases 1 to 1260 code for a protein of 419 amino acids.